AGUCGUUUCAGUCGAUGCACUGACAGUCGUUUCAACGUAUUCCUUGGAUUUUUUUAUUUUCACAUUUUUAUUAAUGAUUUUAUGCGUUUUUUGGAGGGGCUAUUCGUGAAGGAAGGAGAUCAGGGACGUGUCAGUCGUGGCACUGGCAGCUAGUGCUACGUAUUUCUCACAUUUUUCAAUUAUUCUUUUCGAUCGUGAAGUAAGGAGUUCAGGAUAUAGGAUAUUCUUGAAUGAGUUAACCGAAGGGAAUUCAAGAUGACAGUACCAGAGUGCACGUUAGACAUUUCUAAUGUCUCACACUCGACGUCUGUUAUCAUGGAAGGUGGAGGAUGUGUGGGAAAACCCACUGCUGUCCUGAGGGAUGUAUCAGCGAGGGUUCAUGGAGGUGAAGUCCUGGCAGUCCUUGGAUCCAAGGGAUCUGGCAAGAGAGCCCUUCUAGACGUCAUUGCUGGAAGAGCAGUAGGUGAGAUCCGAGGACGAAUUACCCUCGCAGGAUCGACCCUGAACGCUGAUUUUUGUUUAUCGACGGUUGAUCGACGCUCUCGAGAUCGAUUUAUGGAGUCAAACCAGCAGAUAUCCGUUCUGGUGGACAAAUUCAAGCUUGAGGGAGGAUUAUACCUGCGCGAGGGCCCACAGGCAGCGGCAAGUGUCAAAGAAACACCUGUUGGCUAUUUACAUAAGCCAUGUGGGCUGGGCCAUGGAAUCCGUCCUGGAUGUUUCUCCACCCUCUUAGCUCUAUUCUUGAGAGGAAUGGCGGCGACUUUCUCCUUCAACAAAUGCGGCCUAGGACACUUUGCAGCAAGACUCCUCCUUUUACCCUUUUGCCUUGCAUUAUUGAGCGUUUUAUACUCACACUCAAGUCCGAUGCAGUCAAGAGUUUUUAUGCAAACUACUGGAUUAGUAUUCAACACUUUAACGUUAUUUUACAUGGCUGGAAUCGGCACAACUGCAUUAUUAUAUCCUGGAUUCCGUGCGCGUUAUUAUCAAGAAAAACGCGAGGGUCUGUACGGAGGGGCGAUGUUCCUCUCCUCCUACACUCUUUUAAGUCUUCCCCUGAGUUUCAUAUCAACACUGAUAACCGUGGGAAUAUUAACACCAAUCCUUGAAUUAGAUCUCGUCUCCUGGGCGUAUGCAUCAGGUGCCCUUUGGGCCAGUUACGUAGCAGCUGAGCAACUGACGAUUGCUUUCUUCAUGAUCAUUAAACGACCCCUGACAGGUGCCAUAACAGUCCUCUACAUAACGCUGAUUGCGUUGAUAAUUGGUUCCGGAGGGAUUAGAAGCUUGCGAAGUCUUCCUGAUUGGAUUGCAGCUGUAUCCACAGCCUUGCCUACGAGAUACGCCUCUCUGGCGGUCAAUCAGCUGACUAUUGACGUUCCAGCUUUAUCAGGACUGAGAUACAACGAGACUCUUCCUUGUCCUGGCCUUCCUGGCUGGUGCAGGUAUCCAGAUGGAAAGACUUUUCUGGUCAAGAGGUUCACGAGAGAAGGUGAAAACACUCACCAAGUCCUAAAUGUUGAUCUCAAUUUAUUGAUUUCUCUGGCUUUUGCUCUUGGUUUUGUUAUUUUUAAUAGUAUUCUUUAUUUAUUACCCUUGCCUGCAAGAGUCAAAGCUAAAUUUAGGGAAUAGAUUGACGGGAUGUGG
Fopius arisanus is the source of this 1641-nucleotide messenger RNA. RefSeq lists its product as uncharacterized. Lineage: Eukaryota; Metazoa; Arthropoda; Insecta; Hymenoptera; Braconidae. Gene Ontology annotation, cellular component: ATP-binding cassette (ABC) transporter complex; plasma membrane. The coding region runs from base 256 to 1626 and encodes 456 amino acids. The transcript has 7 exons. The record is from RefSeq and is a predicted model, not a curated record. Gene Ontology annotation, biological process: transmembrane transport. Gene Ontology annotation, molecular function: ATP binding; ABC-type transporter activity; ATP hydrolysis activity.